This is a messenger RNA of Alternaria triticimaculans, 1482 nucleotides long. RefSeq lists its product as uncharacterized. Gene Ontology annotation, molecular function: monooxygenase activity; oxidoreductase activity, acting on paired donors, with incorporation or reduction of molecular oxygen; iron ion binding. The transcript is spliced from 4 exons. Bases 1 to 1482 code for a protein of 493 amino acids. The record is from RefSeq and is a predicted model, not a curated record. NCBI's taxonomy places the organism in Eukaryota, Fungi, Ascomycota, Dothideomycetes, Pleosporales, Pleosporaceae.
AUGUCUAUCGUACUAUCAGCCACGAUCGCUAUUGCUUUCGCUGCAUUUGCCAUAAUUUACGCCACCCGUUGGCAUCUGGGAAGGAAGAACGCGAGACCUCUUCCCCCGGGCCCAAAGGGCCUCCCGAUUCUUGGAAAUGUCAACGAUAUGCCCAAAUCCGGCAUGCUGGAGUGCCACCACUGGCUACGACACAAGGAUAUCUAUGGUCCCCUUAGUUCCGUCACAGUGCUAGGGCAGACUUUCAUCAUCAUUAACGACCCUGAGAUCGCAUUCGAGCUGUUGCGCGAUCGCUCAGCGAUUCAUUCUUCGAGACCUAGCCAGACCUUUAGUGGUGACAUCACGAACGUUUCCGUGUCCGUGUUUGAUAAAGCGCAAGAGACGGAAGCCGCGCACUUCCUGCUCAACCUUCUAGAGUCGCCCGACAAGCUCUUUGAUCAUAUACGAAAAGAGGCGGGCAGUGUCAUUCUCAAGAUCACCUACGGCUACACUGCUGUCGCCAAUGGCAACGACCCUUUCGUUGAUAUGGCCGCCAAGACUAUGGAGCAGUUCGCCGAUGCUACAGUUCCUGGGAAGUGGUCGGUAGACAUCUUCCCAUUCUGUACGGGGUUCAAAGACACGGCGAGACGAAUGGCGGCGCAGCUCAGCCAAUGCACGAAUCAACCGUAUGAGUUCGUGAAGAAGCAAAUGAGAGAGAAGAGGCAUUCGCCGUCUUUCUUGUCGCAAUGCAUUGAAGGUCUCGGUUCGGAUGCUGAGAUGGAGUUUGUUCAUAAGUGGACUGCAUUGGCGCUCUACCUGGGCGGUGCUGAUACGACCGUGUCCUCCAUCAUGACCUUCUUUCUUGCCAUGACUGUCUUCCCGGAAGUUCAAAAGAAGGCCCAAGAAGAGCUAGAUCGCGUUAUUGGCGGAGGCCGGCUACCCGUCAGUAAAGAUCGCGAGAGCCUUCCUUACAUCGAGGCAAUCAUGAAGGAGACACACCGCUGGCACCUCGUCGCACCAAUGUGUCUUCCACAUUGCAGCACCGAAGAAGACACCUGCCGCGGCUAUCGCAUUCCGAAAGGCUCCAUCCUGCUACCCAACAACUGGCAUUUUACGCACGACCCCGAAGUCUACCCCGAACCGAUGGUCUUCAGACCAGAACGUUUCCUCGAAACACCCACUCAUAAGAGUGAGCCUGACCCUAGAAACUUCAUCUUCGGAUAUGGUCGCCGCAUCUGCCCGGGCCGAUACGUGGCGGAUAACGCGCUCUUCAUUACCAUCGCCCAGACUCUCGCGGUGUUUGACAUCACCAAGUCCGUUGAUGGAGAUGGUCGCGUUGUGGAGCCGGAGGUGAAGUUUGAGCCGGGAGCGAUCAGUCACCCUGUGCCAUACCGUUGUUCGAUCAAACCGCGAUCGGAGGAUCAUAAGCGGUUGAUCAAGGCUUCAGAGCAGUUGUUUCCUUGGGAGGAAAGCGACGCUAAAGAGCUGGAAAAUAUCAGCUGGUAA